Galeopterus variegatus (Sunda flying lemur) is the source of this 840-nucleotide messenger RNA. It is a transcript of the gene MRPL17, whose product is annotated as mitochondrial ribosomal protein L17. Gene Ontology annotation, cellular component: ribosome; mitochondrial large ribosomal subunit. Gene Ontology annotation, molecular function: structural constituent of ribosome. The coding region runs from base 58 to 588 and encodes 176 amino acids. The transcript has 3 exons. The record is from RefSeq and is a predicted model, not a curated record. Lineage: Eukaryota; Metazoa; Chordata; Mammalia; Dermoptera; Cynocephalidae. Gene Ontology annotation, biological process: translation.
UCUUCCCGCGCGAGUUUCCAGUUCCGGCCUCCAACGGGCGGGGGGAAAGCUAGGAACAUGAGACUGUCGGUCCCUGCUGCCAUCUCCCAUGGCCGCAAAUUCCGCCGCCUGGGCCUUGGUCCCGAGUCCCGCAUCCACCUCUUGCGGAACUUGCUCACGGGACUGGUACGACACGAACGCAUUGAGGCGCCAUGGGCGCGCGUGGACGAGAUGAGAGGCUACGCCGAAAAGCUCAUCGACUAUGGAAAGUUAGGACACACCAACGAGAGAGCCAUGCGCAUGGCUGACUUCUGGCUUACGGAGAAGGACUUGAUCCCAAAGCUGUUUCAAGUACUAGCACCUCGGUACCAAGGUCAAAAUGGGGGCUACACGAGAAUGCUGCAGAUCCCAAAUCGGAGUGAGCAGGAUCGAGCCAAGAUGGCAGUGAUUGAGUAUAAAGGGAACUGCCUUCCACCCCUGCCUCUGCCUCGCAGAGACAGCAACCUUACACUCCUAAACCAGCUACUGCAGGGACUUCGGCAGGACCUCGGCCAGAACCAGGAAGCAAGCAUCCACAGCUCCCACACAGCUCAACCACCACGGAUUUAAAUGGAGCUGAAGGGUCUAUGGCCCUCUUCAGUACUCAUGAUCACAGAUCUUUGAAGCGCUUUUAAUAUCUGAGAAAAACUGGAGCUGGAGUUGUAAAAUGGACAGUCUUAAUGGGGCCCAGAAUCUUCUGGGGAUCUUAAUAGCUCUGUCUUUGCACAAUAGAUAAAAUUCCUUAUAUGAAUACUUAUAAAAAUUGUUUUUUUCUCCCCCUGGUAUUUCUGGAGAAUAAGAACCAUCCAAAUGCUCAGUCUA